AUGGCUGCGCAAGUGGCAUCGGCUCCGACCAGAACGAAUAACAAAAAUAAGAAAUUAUCCAGCGGUUUGGGUCCGGAGCUCAAUUCGGGGAAAUCCGGAGGAGGAGGCGGAGGAGGAGGAGGGAACGCACAGCGGACCGGACCGAUGUUGGGUGCCGGAGAUGGGACUCUGAAUAAUGUAGACCAUCAACGCCGAAACGAGCUCAACAUGGUCCAUUCAACUUCCACGACCCACGGCGCUCCGGACGGCCGCGAUAAGGAUGGGAAUAACCUCACGUCCGCCUCGGCGUCGACUAAUUCAACCACUUCCUCGAUGGAAACGGGUCUGAUCGCGAACCACAAGCUGAAAUGUGUGGGGAGCGGAGAUCCCCCUCAGUCUCAGCCGCCGCAGCAGCAGCAGCAGCCGCCGCCGCAAUUUGGACAAUUUGCGCCACAUCAGCAACGACAGAUCCAAAGUAACAACAUCGCCAACAACAACGGCCAGGGACCCCGUGGGGACAGAGGGAUGGAUCACCAACACCACGGUGGCAAAGAGAACCUGUUGGGGAGCCAGGGGGAGCCACAGCAGCAGCACAUGCCAGGAAAAGGUGAGGGGGAGCUCACCUGUAAACCCGCGGAGAGGAUGAUGGGUACCAGGUAUGAGCACUCUAACUUGGGGCCAACUAGUAACAACUCCGAGUUUAGUAACAACUAUUACACUCCAAGGCCCUGUUAUGAGCAACAUGGCGGACAGCAGCAACAAAGCAGUGGGAUGGGGAUAACGCACUCCUCGGCACAUAACAGUAUGGAUAACUCCCACGAAGCAGGGUACCACAACAGCCAGUACAACCAGUACCCGGCAUACCGGGCGGGCUACGGCGGCGGGGCCUACGGGAUGAUGGGCCCCUCGGGGUGCCGGCAACCUGGGAACAUGAUGAUGAGCAGCAACUCCUCAGCAAACCACGGCAAGUCUACCCUGGGAGCCGCUUCGGGUGGCUUUCAAAGGUUCCCCGGGCAAACUCAGCAGCAGCAGCAGCAUCCCUCAGGGGCCACCCCGACCCUCAACCAGCUGCUGACGUCCCCGAGCCCCAUGAUGAGGGGUUAUGGUGGUGCCUAUCAAGACUACAGCGGACCCUCGGCGCAGCAGCAAGCGGGCAUGGGCCUAGGGAAAGACGUGGGGCCACAGUAUGGAGCCAACUCGGCCCACGGCUGGGGAGGGCAGCAGAGGAACCACCCGCAUUCAAUGAGUCCAGGCAACGGAGGGCAAGGCCUCGGCAGGACUCAGGUGUCCUCCAUGGACUUCAUGGCUAUGAAGCGCUCGCAGCUGUACGGCAUGGCCAAUAACCCCUACUCGGCUCCACAGCAGCCAGGGGCCGGACCUUACCCUCCUAACCAGCCAUACUCUUCGCCUCCUCCGCACCGAUAUCCAAUGAGCAUGCAGGGGAGGGGCCAAAUGGGCAUGGGCGGGAUGCAGUAUCCUCAACAGCAGCAGGUGGCGCCGUAUGGCCAGCAGGGGAUGGGGGGCUACAGCCAGCAGCAGCAGCAGCAGCAGCAGCCGGGGCAGCAGGGAACCCCUCCGUAUUUCAGCCCCCCUCAGCAGACCCCUCCAGGCCCAACCCAGAGCCCCUACCUACAGCCACGACCACCGCCACAACAGGAGGCCCAGCAGGAGAGCUACAGCACCAGGGGUCCAGCCCCAGGGAACUCUGGGAAGACCAACAAUGAGGAUGGCGUCUCCCAGGACCGCCCCUCCAGUCUGCCGGAUCUGUCUGGCUCCAUUGAUGACCUCCCCACAGGGACAGAGUCUGGUCUGGGCUCAACGGUCAGCGCCGGCGGCUCCUCCAGCAGCAGCAGUAGUAGCCAAGGGGAGCAAGGAGGCGCCAGUAACCAGGGACAGUCCCCUUUCUCCCCCCACGCCUCCCCACACCUCCACAGCCAGAGGAGCGGGCCCUCUCCCUCCCCUGUGGGCUCGCCUGCAGGCUCCACUCAGUCCCAGCAGUCCCGAUCAGGCUCUGGGCCCAUCUCUCCUGCCAGUGGACCCUCUGCCAACACCACCGCACCAGGUUCCACCAUGGCCCCGCAGAGCUCUGGUAACGGACCAGAUGGAUCCCACCCGCCAAUCACACGCUCACCUAUGGCUCAGGAGAGAGGGUUCAUGUCCAACAUGCAGAGGAACCAGACGGGCUCCCAGUUUGCCUCUCCUCAAUCUGGACCUCCCAUGUCCCCCCACCCCUCACCUGGGGGCCCACUGUAUUCUGGGAUGGGUUCAUACUCCCAGAGUGGUCCCACAGGCCCUUAUGGACCUCAAGGAUCACAGUAUGGACACCAAGGAAACUACCCUCGGACCUCCAACUACAGUGGGGCUGCCAGCACCAGCUACAGCGGCCCUGGCCCUGGCAUGACCAAUAGUCUGGGGAUGAAUGCUAGCAGCCCCAUGCACGGCCAGGGGCCCGGACAGCCCAUACCCAUAGGACGCAGCCAUGGACCAGCCAACCAGAACAGAGUUUACCCCCCUAUGGGCCCCAGCUCCCCUAGUAUGCCCCAGCCAGCAGGACCAGGAAUGGGCCCUCCUUCUUUGGGUACCUCUAAUCGCAAGGCCCAAGAGGCAGCAGCAGCCACCAUGCCAGGCUCUGCUAACUCAACACACAACAGGCAGGGCAGCUAUCAAGGCCCUGGCAUCAACCAGGCGAGCUCCAUGGCCACCACUGUCCCCUACAGCCAGCAAGCGGGCAACAACGGUCCAGCCAUGGGCAACGCACAAGGUCCAGCCUACAAUACACUGCCUUCAGGAGCCAUAGGAAUAUCAGGAGAUGGGAUGAUGAGCCCAGAUGGGAAACUGAAAACCGAAGCAAAAGAUGACAGCGGCCCCGCCAACGAGCCUCACAAACCAAAGCUACAGGACAGCUACAGCAACAAUAACAGCACCAGUGGCUCCCAGCAGUAUGUGUCCCAGCCAGCCACACCAGGCGGUGCCCUACCCGUGCCCUCCCCCCUCUCUCCCAGCCCGGCCAGCCUGUCCUCCUAUCACGGUGAUGAUAGUGACAGCAUCAGCAGCCCCCCCUGGCCCCUCAAGACCCCUUCCAGUCCUAAAGCCAACCCUAACUCCUCCUCCCUCGGCGGGGAGCGAAUCACGCGGCUCUAUGAGCUGGGUGUGGAGCCAGAGAGGCGGAGCUGGGUGGAGCGCUAUCUGUCCUUCAUGGAGGAGAGGGGUACACCUGUAGCACAGCUGCCCAUAGUGGGCAAGAAGCCACUGGACCUCUGGAAGCUCUACAUGGCUGUUCGAGAGAUAGGAGGCCUGGCUAUGGUAAACAAGAACAAGAAGUGGCGCGAGCUGUCCACCAACCUGAACGUGGGUACGUCAAGCAGCUCCGCCAGCUCGCUCAAGAAGCAGUACAUCCAGUAUCUGUUUGCCUAUGAGUGUAAGAUGGAGAGGGGAGAAGAGCCGCCAGCAGACAGCAGCAGCAGCAGCGGCAGUAUGGCUGGAGGGGACAACAGGAAGCAGGUCAAAAUCCAGCCGCCAUCACCUGCCAAUUCAGGCGGCUCCCUCCAAGGCCCGCAGACACCCCAGUCCUCUGGCAGCAGCUCUACAGCAGAGGCAGCAGGGGAUCUGAAACCUCCAACUCCCACCACCACCCCUCUGGGACAGGUCACACCACUGCCUCCCAACAGGAGCAGUGUGAGUGUACAGGACCCCUUCUCGGAGGUGAGCGACCCGGCCUUCCAGAAGCGUGCUACCUCCCUGCCUCCCUCAGCUCCAUACCAGCAGGGCCUCAGCAUGCCUGACAUGAUGAUGAGGAUGCAGUACGACGCCAAGGACCCCUUCGCCGGGAUGAGGAAGAUGGCAGGAGCUGAUCCCUACAUGCCAGGCCAGAUACCCAGUGGUGGGAUGCAGGACAUGUAUGGUCGGCCCCCGUCAGCCUUGAGUAUGAGCCAACGUUCACAGUACCCAUACGGGCCAGGCUUCGACAGAAGACACGAUGGCUACGGUCAGCAGUAUCCUGGCAUGCCAUAUGGAAUGCAUCCAUCUGGGAUGUUUCCACAGCAACAGGGCUACAAACGGCCCAUGGAUGGUAUAUAUGGCCCCCCACCCAAGAGACACGAGAGUGACAUGUAUGCCAUGCAGUACCCCAACCAGCAGCCGGACAUUUACAACCACUAUGGCGGUGGGUACUCAGGUCCUGAACACAGACCCAUCCAGGGACAGUUCCCCUACCCCUACCCCCGUGAGCGUAUGGCCCCAUCGGGGCAGAGCCAGCACAGUAUGAUGGGUGGGGGACCCACUCCUAACCACGCUGCUGAUGGCCCCAACAUGUGGCCAUCCAGGACAGACCUUGGCUAUCCCUACCCCAACCGACAGGGGCCGCCAUCACAAAUGGCCCCUUAUGGCUCAAUUGGUAGAGAUGACAUGGACGGACGGCCUGGACAGGAUCAGUGGCACCGUCAGUCUCCCUACAUGUCAUCAUCAGGUGGGAUGACUCCCCUGUCAUCACGUCAGCCCCCAUCAUCCUAUUCUAACUCCCCAUCCAUGGCAAACCACCUGCCUAGAGCACCCAGCCCAGGGGCCUUCCAGCGUUCCAUGGACUCCCGGAUGUCACCCAGCAAAAUACCGUUCAUGUCACCCAUGAAGAUGCCUAAACCUGGGAUGGCCAUGAUGGGCUCUCAGGGCCCCGGGCCACUGGGUCAGUUUCCUCCCAACCUGAGAAAGGACCUCAACUACCCGCCAGGAUCAGUGGAAGCUACCAUACCGAUUCUCAAGCCUCGACGCAAGCUUACCUCCAAGGACACUGGAACACCUGAGGCCUGGCGUGUGAUGAUGUCUCUGAAGUCUGGACUUCUGGCAGAGAGCACAUGGGCUCUAGACACCAUCAACAUCCUGCUGUACGAUGACAGCACCGUGGCCUCCUUUAACAUCUCCCAGUUGCCUGGCUUCCUAGAGCUCAUUGUAGAGUACUUCCGUCGUUGUCUCAUUGAGAUGUUUGGCAUCCUGGAAGAGUAUGAAGUUGGGACUGUGGCGCACAAAAGCCUCAGCACGGAGGAGGCUCCACCUGUCACUAAAGAGCCAGUGUCAUCUGAGGUGAAUGGCGAGAGAGAAGAGUCUGAGGUGAACUUAAAGGAUGACAAGAACAAAGAAGACAGAGAAAAAGGGGGAGAUGAAGAGGAGAGUGAAAAGGGAGCGGAGAGUAAAAAGGAAUGUGUUGACCAGCCUGUCACAGCGCUAGAACCCAGACCUAAACAAGCCAGCAAGUAUGAUAAGCUCCCCAUCAAGAUUGUCCAUAAAGAGGACGUAACUGAAGACAUGACAGGCUAUGUCACUGAGUUCACCAGCGGGCUGCUGCACUGGCAGGCUGGUGGAGGUGACUCCACUGCUCACAUUCAGACACACUUUGAACCCCGCAGCGAACCACCUACAAAGGCAGACGAAAAGAUGAGGAAAGAAAACAAACAGGAAAACAAAAUGGAUGAUGUGAAGAAACAACCAAGGAAACAUAUCACUGCUACUAUCGAUGAUGUUCUGUGUGCUAGGGUUGACGCCCUCUCUUACGCCCACCCUGCACGCUCUUUGCCAUCCUAUCCAUUCAGGGUGCAUUCAGACGGGGAGCAGGACCAUAUCACUUUGCUGGAGGACGAGCCUCGAUGCCUGGACGAGGCACCACUCUCCACAACCUCUGCCUGGCAGGACUCUCUGACCAAGCGGUGCCUCUGCGUCUCUAACAUUAUCCGGAGCCUGUCCUUUCUCCCGGGGAAUGACUCGGAUAUGUCACGCCACCCUGCUCUGGUUCUUCUUCUUGGCAGGCUCCUCUUGCUGCACCACCAGCACCCAGAGAGAAACAGGUCGCCCCCUACCUAUCAGAGAGAUGAACAGCAGGAGCAGGGGCUGUCGAGCAGUAAAGAGGAAUGGUGGUGGGAGUGUCUGAGCGUGCUCAGGGAGAAUGCCAUGGUCACUCUGGCCAAUAUCUCGGGCCAGUUAGAUCUCUCCACCUAUCCAGACACUAUCUGUCUCCCCAUCCUGGAUGGGCUGCUCCACUGGAUGGUGUGCCCUUCAGCUGAAGCCCAGGACCCCUUCCCAUCUGCAGCACCCUUCUCCCAGCUCACUCCUCAGAGGCUGGUGCUGGAGUGCCUCUGCAAGCUGAGCAUCCAGGACGGUAACGUUGACCUCCUGCUAGCUACACCGCCUUUCAGUCGACAGGAGAAACUCUUCACUGUCUUGCUCCGCUAUGUGGGUCAGAGGAAGGCCCAGGUGUACAGGGAGAUGGCAGUGGCAGUCCUCUCCCACCUGGCACAAGGAGACUCCACAGCAGCGCGUGCCAUAGCCAUGCAGAAGGGCAGCGUGGGGAAUUUGGUGGGCUUCUUGGAGGACGGUGUUAGCAUGUCGCAGUACCAGCAGAACCCUCACAGCUUGUUGCACAUGGGGCAUCCCCCUAUGGACCCACCAAGUAUAAACAUGAUGUGCAGAGCAGCUAAAGGCCUGUUGGCCAUGGCUAAAGUAGAAGAGAACAAGACAGAGUUUGUGCUGUAUGAAAGCAGAUUAUUAGACAUCUCCAUUUCCUCAGUGCUCAACGUGGGAGUGGUGGCCAUUAUUUGCCAAGUUCUCUUUCACUUAGGGAAAUUAUGACAGGAGGAGAGGCAGGACUCACAUGGCAGACAUUAAGGCGGACAACAUAUUUCUGUGGUUUUUCUAUUUUUAUUUAUCAAAAUGACAGAAAAUGUUUGUUUGUUUUUUUUUAAAAGAAAUAUCCACAUAAACAAAAUAUCUCUAUAUAUGUAUAGCUUCUAGGCACUGUUAAAAAAGUGAGUUUGGGAUUUGAAAGCUCAUUUUAAUACAAAUAUUUAAUACCUGCUGGUGUUGGAUUGCUACGUUUGAUAUUUUGUUUGGCAUUUGUUUUGUUUUUUUGUUUGUUUACUUUUUCAGCCAAAGCUGCCACCAGAUCUCGGUGCUGAAUUAUGUGGUUCCUUUUGAGUCGAUGAGUUGUUGAGAUGUU
Messenger RNA from Scomber japonicus (chub mackerel), 6958 nucleotides. RefSeq names its product AT-rich interactive domain-containing protein 1B-like. Bases 1 to 6591 code for a protein of 2196 amino acids. The transcript is spliced from 21 exons. Gene Ontology annotation, cellular component: nBAF complex; brahma complex; nucleoplasm. Gene Ontology annotation, biological process: chromatin remodeling; regulation of transcription by RNA polymerase II; positive regulation of DNA-templated transcription. NCBI's taxonomy places the organism in Eukaryota, Metazoa, Chordata, Actinopteri, Scombriformes, Scombridae. Gene Ontology annotation, molecular function: DNA binding; nucleosome binding. The record is from RefSeq and is a predicted model, not a curated record.